Messenger RNA from Acanthosepion pharaonis, 585 nucleotides. The record is from the annotation of a GenBank genome assembly. Lineage: Eukaryota; Metazoa; Mollusca; Cephalopoda; Sepiida; Sepiidae.
AUGCUUCUCACAUGCCUCUCUAUCUCACACGCGCACACACACUGUGCACUUCUCUUGCUGCCAGCUUUUUCUCUUCUAAUCUCUCUCUCGUUUUACUCUGUCUCUCUCUCAUUUUACUCUGUCUCUCUCUCAUUUUACUCUGUCUCUCUCUCAUUUUACUCUGUCUCUCUCUCAUUUUACUCUCUCAUUUUACUCUCUCAUUUUACUCUCUCAUUUUACUCUCUCAUUUUACUCUCUCAUUUUACUCUCUCAUUUUACUCUCUCAUUUUACUCUCUCAUUUUACUCUCUCAUUUUACUCUCUCAUUUUACUCUCUCAUUUUACUCUCUCAUUUUACUCUCUCAUUUUACUCUCUCAUUUUACUGUUACUCACUUAAUGCACUCCUCCUCCUCUCCCAAAACUUUUUACUCAUCUCUUAAUUUUGUUUCGUUUCCUCCCCCACCUCCAUUACACAACUUCCUCUGUUCUCUUUUACAGAUUCUUAUUCUCCCUGCAACCAUUCUUUCCCAACUCCCCACACAGCAUCCUUCCUUCCUUCCACUUGCUGACCUUGUAGCCAAAAGCAAAGAAUUUUUUUUUAAGUGA